CAUGUGAUUACAUUUUUCACCUGACUGACAUUUUUCUUGGCGAAUUUCUUCAACAGUAAUUGGGCGACGACUGAAAAAUUGUAAAUUUUCCCCGUGAAAAUUUUUGGAAUUCAAGGAGAAAAAUCACAAUUUAACAUUUUUGCAUAACACUAACCAAUACAACAGUAAAAAUGAAAAUCUGUGGCCCAAAACUGUCGCUAUGCGGUUUGAUCAUCUCGGUCUGGGGAAUCAUACAAUUGGUAUUGAUGGGAGUUUUCUUCUUUAUACAUAGCGUUGCGCUUAUUGAAGAUUUACCUAUCAGCGAGGACUACUCUUCGGUCGAGGAAUUCUAUACUGCGGCCAAUGCUGCGUACAACCAGAACGCCUAUAACUGCUGGAUUGCGGCCUGCAUCUAUGUGCUAACUCUCCUGUUAUCCGCUCAACAAUUCUAUGUGAACAGCCGAGCAACUGCCAACUAAUUUACUGAUCGAACGCCGUAGACCAACAAGACAAGAUAUAAAAGUGCAGACUAUUCCCAUUUAUAACCACUUGUUAAGUUCUCCGGCCUAAGUAAUACCUCUAUCAUCAUCCAUUGUGGCAGUAGCAGUCAGCAGGCGUGCCCCAAUAAAAAACAUACCAAAAUAUGUAUCUGGUAUUAUAUUGGUGCGAAGACGGAAAAAUUCGAAGUCUGCGGAGCGGCAUAAACUCAUAUUGUCAUCUCGUUCAAUAUCAUCAGCGUCGAGGUUAUUGUUGAUUUUUUUCAUUAAGUAAGCGGUGUCUGCAAUUUUUAAUGCAACAAUAUUGUUUCCGAAAAUAUUAAAAAACAGUUAAAAUUAUUUACCUUCUUUUUGAAGUAAAGAUAAGAGCAUAUUUUAUUGAACAAAUUACUUUGCUAUUAAUUUCUGUAACAAAAACAAAAAAACCUUCAAACUAAUGUCAUCAGUACUCAUGUAUUUGGACAGCACAGAUAGUGCUUGUAGGAAAUUGAAAACUUAAUAACACAUUCCAUGAUCGACCAAAUCGCAAA
Anastrepha obliqua is the source of this 1006-nucleotide messenger RNA. RefSeq names its product ribonuclease kappa-B. NCBI's taxonomy places the organism in Eukaryota, Metazoa, Arthropoda, Insecta, Diptera, Tephritidae. Gene Ontology annotation, molecular function: RNA endonuclease activity. The transcript has 3 exons. Bases 171 to 458 code for a protein of 95 amino acids. The record is from RefSeq and is a predicted model, not a curated record.